UUUGACAGUCUGCUCCUGCUGCUGCUCCUGCGGCUGUAGGGUCUGUCAUGACUUGAAAAGGGAUGUGAGGGCUGAGAGGAACUGUCGCUCUGAAGUCUCAGCCUCUGCUAAGUGAUCUCCCUGCCAGGCAGACUAGACACGAUUUUCUGCAGGGCUGCAAACUUGGACCUAUCACCCCCUCCAUCUAGCCUGAGACACAAGGCAACAUUGUGGCAGAGCAAAAAGGGGCAAAAACUACUCCAUCAAAGGCGAAGGCUGGGGAAAUGUUUUAAAGAGUCCGUCUGUGGGUCAGAGAAACCUGAGGCCACUGAAGAUGGAGAAUGAGACAGUCAGUGAACUGAACCAAACCGAGCUCCAGCCCCAAGCAACUGUGGCGUUCGAGUACCAAGUGGUCACUAUCGUCCUUGUCUUCCUUAUCUGCGGACUGGGCAUCGUGGGCAACAUCAUGGUAGUCCUGGUGGUCACGAGAACCAAGCACAUGCGAACCCCUACAAACUGCUACCUGGUGAGUCUGGCCAUGGCAGAUCUCAUGGUCCUGGUGGCUGCAGGCCUCCCCAACAUAACCGACAGCAUCUACGGUUCCUGGGUCUAUGGCUAUGCCGGUUGCCUCUGCAUUACUUAUCUCCAGUACUUAGGAAUUAACGCGUCCUCGUGUUCAAUAACAGCCUUUACCGUGGAGAGGUACAUAGCCAUCUGUCACCCCAUCAAAGCCCAGUUCCUCUGCACAUUUUCCAGAGCCAAAAAGAUCAUUAUCUUUGUCUGGGCCUUCACAUCCAUUUACUGUAUGCUCUGGUUCUUUCUGCUGGAUCUCAAUAUUAGCACCUACAAAGAUGCUAUUGUGAUAUCCUGUGGCUACAAGAUCUCCAGGAAUUACUACUCACCUAUUUACCUAAUGGACUUUGGUGUCUUUUAUGUGGUACCAAUGAUCCUGGCCACUGUGCUCUAUGGAUUUAUAGCUCGGAUCCUCUUCUUAAACCCCAUCCCCUCAGACCCUAAAGAGAACUCUAAGAUGGGGAAGAGUGACUCAACCCAUCAGAACAAGAAUUCGACUUUAAAUGCCACUAACAGAUGUUUCAACAGCACUGUAUCUUCCAGGAAGCAGGUCACCAAGAUGCUGGUAGUGGUCGUAAUUCUGUUUGCCCUUUUAUGGAUGCCCUACAGGACUCUCGUGGUUGUCAACUCAUUUCUCUCCAGCCCUUUCCAAGAAAAUUGGUUCCUGCUCUUUUGCAGAAUUUGCAUUUAUCUCAACAGUGCCAUCAACCCAGUGAUUUACAACCUCAUGUCUCAGAAAUUCCGUGCUGCCUUCAGAAAGCUCUGUAACUGCAAGCAGAAGCCCGCCAAGAAACCUGUCAACUACAGCGUGGCACUAAAUUACAGCGUCAUCAAAGAGUCAGACCGGUUCAGCACAGAGUUGGAUGACAUCACCGUCACUGAUACUUAUGUGUCAACCGCCAAAGUGUCAUUUGAUGACACCUGCUUGGCUUCUGAGAAGAAUGGAGCUCAUUCUUGUGCAUAUGACUAUUCUUUGACUGCCAAACAGGAAGAAAUAUGAACAUCCUCAAGAAGUCUUGGGUUGAUACUAACAAAAGUGAAUCUUUCCAGAAAAGAAAUAAGUACAAUAUGACUCAGAAUAAGGUGGUUCCUAAUGAUCAAAGGCCUUCAUUCAGAGUCAGUAAGGACAUCCUGCCACAAUAAGACACAGUAAGGAAGCUAACAUUUAAUCCUUAGUCAAGAGUGCAAGCCACUCCUGUGUUGAUAGACACAGAAAUUGCCAGAGAGUUUAUCGUAAUAUGUGCUUCGCCUGUCUCUGUCUCAAGAAAUUAUCAUUUACCAGAUGACUCUGAGAACAGUCUGAAAACCACUUUGUUCUGAGCCUCUGCAUAUAAUCUUCAAGAAUCUUGAAUGCGGAAUAGCUCAGAAAAAGCAAGUAAACAGAAAAUGCCAUUAGGGCAAGCUCGUUUCAUCUUUGUACUCCAGAAAUUACACUCAGACUGUGACCUUGACAUUGACUUUCUGUUGAACGAGUGAAUAAAUAAGUAAAUCUCCUACUAAGAAAUAUCACCUAAAAUCUUCAUUAUGCCUGACUUUCCCGUAGAUUUACCUUUGCAGUUAUGUAAUUUGUAUGUAGUUUGUUUCUAUUUUCUUAAGCCAUUCUCCUGGAUCACUAAAAUGUCCUCUGAUUGUGUCAGAUGAUGGUGAUAGCCAUUCUGUGUGUGUAUAUUAUGAGUACAAAUUUCAAUAGCACCCUCACAUGUCACCUAAUUUAAUAAUGAUACAGAUUAUUAAAUUGUCUGUGUGUUCAGAGAGUGACAACAUAUUGUUACUGAAAUGUGAAUAAAAAUAAUACAGCAUGCAGAGUACACGGUAGAGAGACAAGUUACAUGAUUUUGUACUAUGCACAUUAGAAUUCCUCUUGGGGAAAAGACUAUCACCAGGUCCUAGAGUCAUUAGAAGGAAUUUAGAAAGAAGCCUGGAUUUCUUUCGAGGAUAGACUUGGUUUAGGCAGUUAAGAAAAGACAAUCCACAUAAGAGAAAGGAGAUGAGUAAGUGAACAGUAAAAAGAAUCAAAUCUGGAUACUAAGACUAUAUUUCCAGUGCAGUAUAACUAUCAGGAAUUAGUUUAGGUAAGCAACUAGUAGAAAGGAAAUGAAAUACUUCCUGAUGCUUAGACACUGUAGGUAAAUGUGUAUAUAAAAUAAGCUAUAGUGUAUUUUCUAAACCCUGUAAAUUUCAUUUAUUAUCUAAAGAAACUAUAGUAUACUAUUUGUCUUCUAUGCAUCAUUAAUUCUGAAAGUAUUCUUAAAGUCACAACUUUCCAAGUAAAACCAUAUUAUGUAUGUGUAUAUCUUUUCUAUAGCACAUUGUCAUCGUAUAUGGGGAAAUAUUCACUUAUGUAUAUAGGAUUCAGAGGUCCUUAACAGCCACGAAGUUAUCCAGUUAAACAUAGAGAUCAGUGCUAGCUCACAGGCCCUUCGUGAACCUAAGCACCCAUAUUAAAUGUGAUACUGAAGAGCAGCGAAUAGUUUUGUACUCCCUCGACCUGCUGGCUUGCACGUUGCUCACAUCAAGCCGUCUCCGAAUGUUUUGGUUUCCUUUUACAACUGUUGUGGAGAGCUGUAGGCUGACUCAUCCCUCGGCUUGGAAGUUAACCACUGUGUCCAUGUGAACAAAGACCUUUUUUUCUUUAGGGAAGUGCAGUAUUAUGCGUCCUCUCUACAGCAGGAAUCUUUCUUUCUGUAUGCGUGUGGUGAUCAAUAAAGCAUCUAAUUGAAA
This is a messenger RNA of Mesocricetus auratus (golden hamster), 3273 nucleotides long. RefSeq names its product thyrotropin releasing hormone receptor (gene Trhr). The coding region runs from base 314 to 1552 and encodes 412 amino acids. The record is from RefSeq and is a predicted model, not a curated record. Gene Ontology annotation, molecular function: thyrotropin-releasing hormone receptor activity. The transcript has 4 exons. Gene Ontology annotation, cellular component: membrane. Gene Ontology annotation, biological process: phospholipase C-activating G protein-coupled receptor signaling pathway. NCBI's taxonomy places the organism in Eukaryota, Metazoa, Chordata, Mammalia, Rodentia, Cricetidae.